Tachysurus vachellii is the source of this 3248-nucleotide messenger RNA. RefSeq names its product autophagy related 9B (gene atg9b). Bases 140 to 2563 code for a protein of 807 amino acids. NCBI's taxonomy places the organism in Eukaryota, Metazoa, Chordata, Actinopteri, Siluriformes, Bagridae. The record is from RefSeq and is a predicted model, not a curated record. The transcript has 15 exons. Gene Ontology annotation, biological process: protein localization to phagophore assembly site; autophagy of mitochondrion. Gene Ontology annotation, cellular component: phagophore assembly site; autophagosome.
GUCGUCGUGACGUCACGGAGGUUUGUUGACAUGUCUGUUUUUGUUGAGGAGAGAAAAUCCUGAGAGCACAAACGCGUCUGCGGUCCCAGUCCCGGCCAUAAGGAUCUGUGAUGAACUGAACAGGAGAAUGUGAAGCACGAUGGCUGACUUUGAAACCUACCAGGAGUACCAGAGAUUAGAGGACUACGAGGAGGACUCGCCUCCGGGAGAGGAGGAUCUGCUGAUUCAUGUGCCAGAGGGACUCAAAGAUUCCUGGCAUCACAUAAAGAACCUCGACAAUUUCUUCACUAGAAUUUAUCAUUUCCAUCAGAAGAAUGGCUUCGCCUGUAUGAUGUUAUCCGAGUUCUUUGAACUUGUGCAGUUCCUGUUUGUGGUGACGUUCACCACCUUCCUCUUCAAUUGUGUCGAUUAUGACGUGCUGUUCGCCAACCGAGCUGUGAACCACACCGGGCCCGGUGUGAACCCGUUAGACAGGACCAAGGUCACGCUACCGGAUGCCAUCCUGCCGCCUGAGCAGUGCGCAGAAAGGAUUCAAGGCAACAGCUGGAUCAUCUUUCUCCUAAUAAUGGCGGCCAUCUUUUGGAUCUAUCGCCUCGGGAAGGUGAUCUGCAACGUGCUGAGUUACUGGGAGAUCCGGCAGUUUUAUAUCAAAGCCCUGAAGAUCAGCAUGGACGAGUUGUGCAACUUCAGCUGGCAGGAAGUGCAGGCGCGGCUGAUCAGGCUGCAGCGCGAGCAGCAGAUGUGCAUCCACAAGAAAGAGCUGACCGAGUUGGACAUCUACCAUCGUAUCCUGCGCUUCAAGAACUACACAGUAGCCAUGAUCAACAAGUCUCUGCUGCCUGUGCACCUGCGGGUGCCCUUCCUCGGUGACGUGGUCUUCCUCACGCAAGGCCUGAAGUACAACUUUGAGCUGAUCCUGUUUUGGGGGCCGGGUUCACCCUUUCAGAACAAAUGGAACCUGCACCCGAAGUACAAAAGAUCGAGCGAGCGUCUGGAGCUGGCGAGGCAGCUGAGCCGCACCAUCCUGUUGGCGGGCGUGGCCAACCUGCUGCUGUGUCCGCUCGUGCUGGUGUGGCAAGCGCUGUACGCCUUCUUCAGCUACGCAGAGGCCAUCAAGCGCGAACCGGGCAGCCUGGGUACGCGCCGCUGGUCGCUCUACGGACGUCUCUACUUACGCCAUUUCAACGAGCUGGACCACGAGCUGCGAGAGCGCCUCAGCCGCGCCUAUCGUCCUGCUGCCAAAUACAUGAACGCCUUCAACUCAGCCCUGCUCUCUGUGCUGGCCCGGAGCGCAGCCUUCUUCGCCGGUUCGCUGCUAGCCGUGCUUGUCGCGCUAACCGUCUACGACGAAGAUGUCCUCGCUGUACAACAUGUCCUGACCACAGGGACCGCUCUGGGUGUCAUCGUCACCAUUGCCAGGUCCUUUAUACCAGACGAGCAUAUGGUGUGGUGCCCGGAGCAGCUGCUACAGUGCGUGCUGGCGCACAUCCACUACAUGCCCGAUCACUGGAAGGGUAACGCUAACAAGAGCGAGACGAGAGACGAACUGGCACAGCUUUUCCAGUACAAAGCGGUCUUUAUACUGGAGGAGUUGCUCAGUCCCAUCAUCACCCCGUUCAUCCUCAUCUUCGUCCUCCGGAGCAAGUCUCUGGAGAUCAUCGACUUCCUGCGCAACUUCACCGUGGAGGUGGUGGGCGUCGGCGACAUCUGCUCCUUUGCACAGAUGGACAUCCGUCGGCAUGGAAACCCACAGUGGAUGUCAGAGGGCCAGACGGAGGCGUCCGUGUACCAGCAGGCAGAAAACGGCAAGACGGAGCUGUCGCUCGUUCACUUCACUCUGAAGAACCCUCGCUGGCAGCCGCCUCAGGAAAGCUCGCUGUUUAUCAGCCAUAUGCGCGACAAGGUGCAGCAGGACGCUCAGGCUGGUCCGAACCCUCAGCUCCUGCUCUCCGAGGCUCCUCUCUGCACCUCGCUGCUCUCCAACGACUCCGCCACUGCUCCCGAUACCCUUCUGGCGAGCGUUCUGGCUCAUCCGGUCCUGACGGCGUCCGGGUUGCCAGGUUGGAACCGUGGCGUUGUUCCUCAGAGCAGUACGGCCUCAGCCGCCGCCAGCGUACUAGCCUCGCUGUCUUCAUCCCAGCAGCCUCACGCCGGGCGCUCACGCCCUCACACGCUCCAACCGUCCGUUUCUCAACAUCACGAAGGUCCUGUGUACCACAGUAGUGCCGCUGACAGCAUGUGUGCCAGCGAGCCGGCGGCGUACAGCCAGUCCAGUUCAGCCCUUCUGUCGGGGUUUGCGUCAGCCGAGAUGAGCCUUCACGCCAUCUACAUGCAUGAGGUGCAUCAGCAGAAGCUCCCGUGUCAACGUGGACCCGGUCAGUUACAUCCUCACGUGUCCAUAGGGGACUUUGGUGGCAACGUUGUUCCCGCGCCUCAGACGCACCCGGCCGGCCCGACCGUGCCCUCGCCUCUCCGGCUGGGAGGUUGGCUGGAGGAAGAGGAGGAGGAAGAGGAGAUCAACAGCAGCUCUGCCCCACGUCACACGAGCGGGACGAGCAGCUGAAGUGCCUUAAAGUCUUUGCGUUCAUUUUCUGGAAGAAUGUCGUGGCCUUAGUUUAACUCGAAGCUUCUUGACCGUAUGAGUCGCAUCACGGAGUCUUCGCUUCGCUGGUCUUCCGGCCUCGAGGAGUCGCGGUAUUCCGGACCUUCGGAUGAUACCAACCGUCUUCUCCUCUCUCUUAGACGCUUCAUUAGGAGGACUUGAUUUAUUUAUUUAUUCCCCCCCCUUUUGACGUGUGUGAGUUUUCAUUCUCAGAUCAAGGUUGGAGCUGUUGUGCUCGACAGGUCAGUAGUAGGUCAGCUUCAAAAAUGUCAAACGAAUGUGAACUCAUGCAGGACUGAAGAACCCUUUUUUAGGGUUCCCCCCACCCCCCACCCCCACCGAAGGGCUUUGUUGUAUAUUAUAUUAUAUUAUAUUAUAUUGCAUGUGCUGCUCUAACAUUGGAGAGCUACAAAAGGUUUGUAAACGUAGUGUCGACGCGGCCCAAGUACUUCCUACAGAGGCGCCGAAACGUACACACAGUUUUACGUCCGCUGCUUUUCUGUUGUCAGAAUGACACUAAACUUCUUUUUUUUAUUUAUUUAUUAAAUAAGGAAUAACACUCAUGAAGCAUUGUUUUAUUCAUGUCCCUAUAACAGCAUGUCCUGAAGUGUUUUUUAAGCCACAGCAAGUCUUUUUUUUUUUUUUU